UUGUUUAGUCUAUAUUUUAAAGAGCAUUUUAUACAACGCUGCUACAUAUUAUGCCUACUAAUUAAUAAUACAAUAUUUAUAUUUAGUUUAGUCUAUCCUUUCUUGUUCCACGUGUAGUUGUAUUUCGCUUUAGUUAUCCUCCUUACAUGUAGGCUCCAGUAGAUGGCGCCAGUCGUACUUUGCGUUGAUCGAAGAAGAGAUAUUUUUGCGGCAAGUUUGAGUUUUGUUUACAGUAAAACUUUUGCGAUUAGUCUCCAAUCAUGGGAGCCAAGAAGGGCAAAAAGCAAGAAAAGAACAAGAAAGCAUUGCAGACAAAUGUGGAGGCUGGUGAAUUAUCAGAUUUAGCCACUGCAAGUUUCAUCGAGGGACUGCAGCAAAACAAUGGUGUUCCUCUUCACAGCACAGCUCUGGAGGAAGACUUGGGAGCUGCAGAAGAAGAACAGGACCAGAAAAAGUUGACAAAACAAACAGUGAAUCACAAAGAGAAAGCAAAUGAGAGGAAGAAAUCCACUUCAGGAAAGAGCAAAAAAACAGAUCCCUCCACAAACAGAGCCGAGGGGAAAAAGGUGACAAAGAGGAAGAGUUCUGGAGACGCAGAUGCAGCCAGAGCAAUGAAAAAGCAGAAAGUUAAGAGCCAAAAGAGAAUUGCUUCAUCAGAGGAACCCAGUGAUCCACAGUCUCAGGAGAGUGAAGAAGAAGUGCCCCAUCAUAUCCAUGAGGUCUCAUCUGACGAGGACCUGGAGGAGAGCUGGAAACCAAGUCCAAAGAAACAGAAAGGUCUCGGUCCAAAGAGAUCCAGGAAGUCUUCAUCUGACAGAUCCAGAAAGUCUACUUCAGGCAGUGAACACCAGCCUGAAAAAGUGAAGGAAAAGAAGAAACUGAAGCGAUCGGGCGUCACAGAGUCUGAAGUGGUGCUGGAGGAGUUGGAUUUUUACGAACAAUACAAGGAGACGGUCGAGUCCAAAGCAGUGAAGCAGGCGCUGGACUAUUUUGCUUCAAAUGUGAAAGAUCAACUCACGGAAAAGAUCUUCUCCAGUAAACAGCUGAAGACUGUGAUGAGAGAAAACUCAAAGUUGGCCUCCGCAAUUCGGACAAAGAGACAGCAACUUUUGGAUGCCAAGAACGAGCUCAUUAAGUCCGAGCGACAGUUGUGGCUGCUGCAAAAAGACAAAUCUGAACUGGAGCAAAACUUAAAGGAUUUAAAUCAAAGCAAAACUUUCCUCCAAAACCUGCGAGAGCUCAACAAACGAUAUCUUCAACACAGACAGGAGAAUCCAGACGAGAGAGAAACGUACGGUGUGUCCAGUUUACCGGCUUUACUCAUCGAGGCCAAACACGUCCAAACCACAGAACUUCAGCUGAAAGAAAUCAACAAUAGACUGCAAAAAACUGUCAAAGAAAAAUAAGGAAGAGGAGUGAGUGUUUUAUUAUUUGCUAACUUUAAAUUGUGUUAUCUGUCCUUAAUGUUACUGUAUUCAUCAAAGAAAAGUGCUUUGUUUUUUGUAUUUAAAUAUUUUCUGCCAAUUUUCUGUUGUUAAAUAAUAAAAUUUUAUUUGUGCUAAAUAACUGAA
Messenger RNA from Boleophthalmus pectinirostris (great blue-spotted mudskipper), 1571 nucleotides. It is a transcript of the gene cenpu, whose product is annotated as centromere protein U. Gene Ontology annotation, cellular component: nucleus. The record is from RefSeq and is a predicted model, not a curated record. Lineage: Eukaryota; Metazoa; Chordata; Actinopteri; Gobiiformes; Gobiidae.